Messenger RNA from Phytophthora nicotianae INRA-310, 153 nucleotides. RefSeq lists its product as hypothetical. The record is from RefSeq and is a predicted model, not a curated record. Lineage: Eukaryota; Oomycota; Peronosporomycetes; Peronosporales; Peronosporaceae. Bases 1 to 153 code for a protein of 50 amino acids. The transcript has a single exon.
AUGUCGGGUACGACCACACCUGCACCAGGUACACCUGGCCGUCAGCCCGCUACGGGUAACCGAAAUGAGUGUUGGGCGGUAAACGGAUACCCGAGUGUACGUAAAUGUUCACCUAACAAGCAAAACUGGAGUGAAAUCUCGCGUUUGGCUUGA